UUAUAACAAUGACACAGCUAAAAUUGUUACAAAAUAUUCUAAAAACAACAAGCAGACUGCACAGCAGUUGUUUAUCAGUUGAACUACAGCCCAGCAAGCGUGAUUAUGUUACAAAAACGAAAGCAGUGGAACCAAAACCAUUCGAGGCUAUGCCAACUGUAAACAAUUUUCGACUAUUAAUAGACUUUAUGCCUGGCGGUAGAUACUACAAUCUGGAUCUGAAUGACAUGACCAGAAAUAUGCUGAAUAAUGCCAAUUCUGAUAUCUUGUUGCUGAAGGGACUGUUUGGCAAGGUUAAUAUGGUGCUCACACAGAAUCCCGAUGAUUUCGAGAUCGUUUUUCGUCAUGAGGGUGCCUGGCCUGGUCGCAUGGGUUUCGAGCUGAUGAAUCAUUAUCGUACGGUGCAUCGCAAGGAUUACUUUGGUGAUGUUAUAGGCUUGGUGAGCUCACAGAACAAGGCGUGGGGCGAUAUGCGUUCGGCUGUCAAUCCCAUUAUUAUACAUCCCAAGAAUGUGAAGCUCUAUUUGGGCUCAUUGGAUCGCAUUAACGAACAGUUUAUAGCGCGCAUCAAAGCCAUACGUGAUCCGCAAACCCUGGAAAUGCCAGCGGACUUUAAGGAUGAAAUCAGCGCCUGGACCUUGGAGUCUGUGGGCAUGGUUGCGCUCGACUGUCAGCUGGGACUUAUAGAUCGCACUAAUCCAACGGGUCUGCGCUUCUUUACGCUGCUGCAGGAAUUCUUCGACCUAUCUGCAGAGCUGGAGGUGAAACCCUCGAUCUAGCGUCAGAUCAAGACGCCCAAGUUCCACAAAGUUAUGCGCGCGCUGGAUGAAUCUCUGCAAAUCGUCGAUGGCUAUGUGC
This is a messenger RNA of Drosophila busckii, 858 nucleotides long. Its product is annotated as cytochrome P450 CYP12A2-like. NCBI's taxonomy places the organism in Eukaryota, Metazoa, Arthropoda, Insecta, Diptera, Drosophilidae. Gene Ontology annotation, molecular function: iron ion binding; oxidoreductase activity, acting on paired donors, with incorporation or reduction of molecular oxygen; monooxygenase activity. The record is from RefSeq and is a predicted model, not a curated record. The coding region runs from base 9 to 779 and encodes 256 amino acids. The transcript has 3 exons.